UCUAUGGGUCAAGAGAAUAAGAGAAAUAAGAAAAAGAAAUGUCAUUUCAAUUUGAGAAUAUUGUCCGAAAAUUUUAAAACAUUUACCACGAAAUGGGAGGAACCCCAAGUAAAACGAGAAGACUAACGUUAGAAAACAAUGAUCCAAAUAGCGUCAUAAAAGUUUCAGACGAUGUCGUAGAUAGAAUUCGUGGAGUAGCUCAAACGGUAAGAAAACCAGAAGUCAUAACUCCUACAGUGCCACAAAUCACUAAUCCACAACACACUGCUGUACUGCCAGUUUAUCUACACGAACCUUCCCUAACGAGUAUUCAAAUUCGACAGGCAAAUGUAGCUGAACUAAAGAAGAAUGAUGAUUACUGGAGUAACAGACUGAAGGCACUCGAAGAUAAUCAUAAAAAGAUGAACUCAGUUAUCGAAGAAGAAUAUAAUAAAGCAGUAGAAGAAUUCAAAGUAGGCAGGCCAACCCAAGUCUUGAAAGAAAUUCCCUGCUUGGAAUCGAAGAGAGCUGUUAUGGAAUGCUACAAGUGUUAUCCAAACGAACCUAUGAGGUGUGCUAAAAUAGUUCAGGCUUUCCAAGAGUGUGUCGACCACAAAAGGAAUUGCUUGCUCGCCAGUCGAGUAACAGCCAACAAAGGGUAAAAUUUGUAAAAAUCAUAUAAACUUUGAUUUAGAAGCCUUAUUGUAAAGUAUUUAUUUAGAAUGAAAUAUCGUUUUGGAGUAAA
This is a messenger RNA of Sitophilus oryzae (rice weevil), 724 nucleotides long. RefSeq lists its product as uncharacterized. Gene Ontology annotation, cellular component: MICOS complex. Lineage: Eukaryota; Metazoa; Arthropoda; Insecta; Coleoptera; Curculionidae. The coding region runs from base 93 to 641 and encodes 182 amino acids. The record is from RefSeq and is a predicted model, not a curated record. Gene Ontology annotation, biological process: inner mitochondrial membrane organization. The transcript has 5 exons.